Messenger RNA from Malaclemys terrapin pileata, 3180 nucleotides. RefSeq names its product spermatogenesis associated 22 (gene SPATA22). The transcript has 9 exons. Lineage: Eukaryota; Metazoa; Chordata; Testudines; Emydidae. The coding region runs from base 998 to 1984 and encodes 328 amino acids. The record is from RefSeq and is a predicted model, not a curated record. Gene Ontology annotation, biological process: regulation of meiotic cell cycle; meiotic DNA repair synthesis; homologous chromosome pairing at meiosis.
CCCUUCCCCCCACUUCGCUUCCAGCAAGUCUCAGUAGGAGUGCUCCGGACUACAGUUAGCUCGGCUCCACCCACGUGGAAGCAGAGCAGGGAGGAGAUUCUCCCUCCUCCCACUUCAGUCCCGGAAUAGAGAAGCAGGCCCUUGUCGCAGCAUGGCUCCUGGCAGACACGGAACAAUAAGAGCGGGGAGGAACAGGGGGAUGAUUAAUUCUCCAUCCCCCCUGGUUCAGGCGGGGUGAGGCAGGCAUAGCAGAGUGAAUUCACAAAGGGAGGUGCAGUUGAGUAGCAAAGCAUCUCGGAGCCAGAUUCUGUCCCUCGGUAUACAGAUGAGUAGAGGGAGUGGGAGUGCGGUCCCCCCUCAUAGCAGCUGUCCGGUGCACAGAGGUUUAGGGAACAGGGUUUUUGUAUUACCUGCUGUGGGCAGGAGACAGCAGGGGGAUGGAAUUUUGCUUCUCCCUCCCAGUUAGUGUCAUGGGACAGGGAACUGGGGAGGAAUCAAACCCUGCACAGGGCGGACGGAGUGCAGUUAUUUGGGCCGGGUGAGCCAAGGGCAGGAUCCUUGCAACAAGAGCGAGGGGUUGGAGGAGCCUGGGAUAGUGCUUUUCAUUACCAAGGGCAGCCUAUCAGGCUUGGGCAAGGGUCUCAAAGUGAGGCACUCACCCAGGAAAGUGAGCUGGCUGCGUUUGAUGGUGGGACAGUCAGCUGGGAUUUGAUACAAGUAAUCAGGGUUAUUGUGUCUGAGGUUGUUUCCACAGCUUUGCAGGCCAUACAAGGUGUAAUGGUUCGCCCAGAUCUAGGAUAUUCCACUCAAGUGAUUGCAGGAGAUGAGGCAGACACUGAGGAUGGGAAUCUCCAGUUUAUAAUGAUGGAUUCUGGUCAUAUCAAAUACCUGCUGCAAAAGGGAAGUGUUUAAAGGCAGAUUUAAUUGAAAUAUAACUUUCACAUGGAGAAUUUGGAAUAGUGAAUAAAUUAUUGGAUAUUUGGAUAUUGUGAAAGAAAUGAAGAGAAAUUUAAGUGACAGUUCAUCUCGUAGCACAGCAGGGUGGGAAGUUGCAAAGCCAGAGCUGGCUCAACUACAGAAAACAACGAACAGUGGCCAAAUAGAACCUUCUAUGGCUCCUUCCCUGUUGAAACAACAAAACACAUCAAAGCCGCAUAUAUCAAAUACUGGAAAGAACCUGAAUAUUUUGAGAGCAGAAGAAAAGAAUACCAAUGCUAAAGUUUGGAACAGAAAUGAGCACAUGUCGCCAAGUAGCAGAAUCAAUUUGAUAUCUGAUAGUGGAAUCAUUCGAAAGUUUGAGAAUAUCUCAAAUAGUCUGAGAACUGUUCAGCAGCACAAACUACCUGAGCAUCAUAAGGCAUCACAGCAUAUUGAGACAACUGUAACAGGACAAAUAUGUUCAUCCAAAGCACAAUGGCCAGUUAUAUCCAGCACCACAUCAAGAAGUCUACAGGAUCAUAGUCCAGCAUAUAAAUUUAAUAUUCAUAAUAUCCAGCAUAAUAUUCAACAAAAUAAAGUUAAUGAAAAACAAUUUGAUCAUGUUCCAGAAGACAAAAUGAUUCAGAAAGUUCCAGCAUAUCAAUUAAAACUCAAAGAAAAAGACAAUUCUCUGCGAAUUAUAAGUGCAGUCAUUGAAAGUAUGAAGCAUUGGAGCCAGUAUACUUAUAAAACUGCACUAUUAUUUGAAGUGUUAGGCACACUUGAUUCUGCAGUCACACCUGGAGCAUAUGGAGCAAAAAGUUUUGUCUUGAGAGAUGGAAAGGAGAGUCUGCCAUGUGUAUUUUAUGAAAUUGAUCGGGAGCUUCCAAGACUAAUUAGAGGUCGAGUUCACAGGUGCAUGGGAAACUAUGACACAAAAAGGAACAUCUUCAAGUGUGUGUCUGUAAGACCUGCAACUGUUGUAGAACAAAGAACUUUCCAAGAAUUUGUUAAAACUUCAGAUGUCGAGAUGAGAGAAUGUGUGAAAACAAUGAAUGAAGUUUAAAGUAAUGUUUAUUUAAGCAAUAAUUUAAAGUUGAGAUCACACUCCUGUUGAUCAAUAAGCAUAAAGGCUGCUCAUCUUGAGCAUUUACACAAGCUCAUAUUAAAAGUAUUCUUUUAUUAAAUCCUUGAAAGCACAAUUAUAGUAUGUGUUAUGUAAAAAUUAAAAUAAAAUUGUUCCGGUUUGUUUCUACCAUUAUAUUUCUUUGUUUACUGUGCUAGAUUUUUUGUUGGGUGUGGUUUGUUAGAUUCUGCUGAAGGAAUAUGGAUUAAAAUACAGGCAGUCCUCGGACUUACGACACAACUGGUUCCUUACAAUUGUGUUGUAAGUCGGAACUCGGAACCGCAAUCUACUCCAUUGCGGGACCGAGCAUCGUAAACUCGAAACCUAUAGUCGUAAGUCGAAUCGGGGUGUCCAUACAGAAGCGUCGUAAAUGCAGUUCUUCGUAACUUGAACGUCAUAAAGUCGAGGACUGCCUGUAUUACAUUUUGGUUACAAAUACAUGAAUUUAUACAGACUCAACUUUUAGCUAAACUCAUGUACCCUUAAUGUAAACAAUGAAUAGAUUUCGCAGUGUUAUCAUGGAAAGUGGAGGGAGCAUCCCAUUCAUAGCACAGUUUCCCACCCCUUUUGUCUAACAUUGAGGGUACAGCAGUAUGGCCCAUAGAAGGCUGAACUGGGAGAUGUCCAUCCCCCCUUCCAGCAACCCCCCAGACAAUCCAUUGAAGAGUUAAUAAUUUAGCCUUAGCCCUUUAAGGGGAAAGGAGUAGGGGAGAAUCACGGGGAGCUGGAGAGUGUGCAGAAGUAUAGGGCCUCUCCAUAGAUGGUCUUAGCUUGUAAAGGAUCUCAAAAUGUCUGAGGGUGUAGGGCUGAAUACACUGCCCACUCUGAGGGGAACCUGUUCACCCAAAUGAUCUACAGGAGCCUCAGACCAUUUUCGUCCCCUUGGGCCUUGCCUGUUGGUUUCUCCAUGAGAGGAGGCAAUCUAGUCUCAUGUCAGAAAUUUACUGAGAAUUAAAUUAAAUUAAUUUUCUUGAAUUCUGAAUUAUAUGGUCAUUAAGUGUAAGUAACUGGAGCAAAAUAAGGUACUAAUUCCAUCAUUAACCUAAAUGGCUUAGAAAAAUCAGAUAAUCAAUUCUAAGUGAAUUUAUUGUUGCUUUUUAGUACGAUUGUUCCAAGAAAUUAUUUUGAGAAACUAA